Messenger RNA from Tricharina praecox, 1034 nucleotides. Its product is annotated as mediator complex protein-domain-containing protein. Lineage: Eukaryota; Fungi; Ascomycota; Pezizomycetes; Pezizales; Pyronemataceae. Gene Ontology annotation, molecular function: transcription coregulator activity. Gene Ontology annotation, cellular component: mediator complex. The record is from RefSeq and is a predicted model, not a curated record. Gene Ontology annotation, biological process: regulation of transcription by RNA polymerase II. Bases 264 to 767 code for a protein of 167 amino acids. The transcript has a single exon.
UGAGCUGCCCGACACUCAAGCCACUAUCUAUUGACUCUCGUCGUGAAACAGAGACACGCAAGCCACUAUUUACUCCCGUCGCGAAACAUUGACACGCCAACCAACCGUGCGCAAUCCUCAAUCCGCUGCCCACCACUAUCCCCAAACACCCGCUGCCAUUCAACCCCUCACCAAACACCUAACACACCACUCACGACAACCCGCUCCCACCGCUCCCACCACACACCCCACACACCACCCACCACACACCAAAAACACACACGAUGCCGCCACCGCUCCCCACCGCCGCCGCAGCGAUCGCAGACCUCACCAGCAUCGACGCUGACAUCUCCCUGUUACUCAGCACCGCAAGCUCCGCGAUCCGCUGCCUGACGACGCCUCCCACCUCCACCUCCCUCUCCUCCACCACCUCCUCCCUCUCCUCCACCACCCCCUUCUCCCCCUUCCCUCCCGCCGACCCCUCCACCACCCCCAGCCCAGAAGAAGUCUUCACGCACCACGCUGAAAGAUACCACGCGCUGCUGAGCAGCAUCACGGUGCGCCUGCGACGGCAGAUCAUGCAGCUGCAGGCGGCGGAGAUACCCGUCGCGCAGGGACAGAUCGAUGUGGGCAUGUUGAAUGCGCGCAAUGAUGUUGUGGGUAGGGAGAUGGAGGGGGAGGUUUGGAGGGGGGUUAGGGAGUUUUUGGAAGUGGAGGUGGAGGAGGGAGGGAAGGAGGGCGAGGGCGAGGGGGUGGGCGGCGAGGGGAUGGUGCACAGUGGGGUAUAGGCCGCGGGGGAUUGCGAUGGCUACAGAUUAUGGCUACUUAUGGGAGGGCGAUGGCGUUUAUGGGGUUUAUUAUGGAGCGUUGGUUUGUGGAGUUGUUUCCCUUUCCGUUUCUAUGGCUGUCGUUUGGGCGGGAGCAACAUGCACAACAUGAGCGUUUCCAGGCACGCAUAUCUCACUAGCCUCUAAUGUUUGCAUCUAACUAUUCACAAGCCCUGCACGGUAUAUUCUCACAAUGAGGAGAAUAGAAGAGAAGAGCGAUCAAUAUUA